Messenger RNA from Rhodotorula toruloides NP11, 1719 nucleotides. RefSeq lists its product as uncharacterized. The record is from RefSeq and is a predicted model, not a curated record. The coding region runs from base 1 to 1719 and encodes 572 amino acids. Lineage: Eukaryota; Fungi; Basidiomycota; Microbotryomycetes; Sporidiobolales; Sporidiobolaceae. The transcript is spliced from 2 exons.
AUGGCGUCGGAUAACGGGAAUGGGCUCGCCUCUGCCAUCGAAGGGUCUGCGCGGUCGAGCAUCAGCACAGACGGCUCCUCAGCUGUCUACAUGGACGCGCAGGAGGAGCAGGGACAGCUGCCAGGCGCGUGGCCAGAGACGGCGACCGCUGGACGAGGAGAAAACUCGCAGGCUGGCGGGGAUGCAGAUUUGCGAACGCUCGAGGGCGCACUCGCCUCGACAUCCUUAGCCAACCCGUCGACCGGUACAGCCGCGGCAGGCGCACGAACGACGGCGCCGGUUGAUGAAGAGGUUGAAGCGCUCGCAGACGACGCGACAACGCCGACACUUCCGUCCACCUCGAGCGACAAUCCUCGCCGCAGUUCUCUGAGUCGCUCGCAUGGCGCGGACCCGACCGCCUUCCCGCCUUCGCACGCGGUGUUCCCGACUCGGCGGUCGUUCGACGGCACGAGCGUGUACAGCGGCAAAAGCCAUCCGUACGCGACGGCGAAGAACCACUUCCCGCUCGUCAAGCAGCCGAAGAAGGCGAGGGACUCGACGCCUGCCAGCCCUUCCGCCGACCCCUUCCUCUCCCCCGCUCUCUCCGACCCCGCUUCGCUUUCUCCCGCACCUUCGCCGCACCAUCCGCAUCGACGGACCUCCGUCUCUUCCGGUCUCUCCGUACCAUCGCCUCGCGCCGCUCCCUCCCCAGCCCCGCGAGAACGCACAGCCAGCGGCAGCGUCUUUCCGACAGUCCCUCGCACCAAGUCGACGCCAAGCGGUAGCAAAGGCCCGUCGCCGCCUUCUUCAGAUGCCGCAUCGACGACGUCCGGCUCGGCAGGUCGAGGGCAACGGUCUCGUCCUCCUGCGAGCAUCAACAUUCCACCCGUCGGCUCUCCGCACACGCAACGAACGACAUCGCCAGCAACCUCACAAUACACUCCUUCUAUUGCACCCUCCGCCCGCUCCACCGCAACCCACGCGACCCGGCAAACGAACCCCUUCAAACCCUCAUAUACCGCCUCUCUCGCACCGAGCUACGCCGAAGUACACCAAGCGACCUCCGCCGAGCCCAUCGAAGGGCCAACAUCCAUCUUCCUCAACCCGACUCCUCAACCUCGUUCCGUUGCCGAGCUCCUGCCAAAGAAGAAGCUCUCGUCUUUCUUCUCAAAGGGCAAGAGCAAGCUCACGGGUUCGAGCUCGAGUUCGGUGCAGAGCGAGGCGGCAAGGAUGAACGACCCGUCGUAUCGCGGCAGGUCAGCUACGAUCCUCGACGCAGCGCUCGCUUCGUCCGCGACCUGGGCGCAGCGACGCGGCGAGCAGAGUCGAAUGCCGAUCGGUGGAACGUUCGGUCCGCCAGCAGGGUACAGGCCGGCGCACCAGGUCUUGCGGCAGCAGCAGCAGGCGCGAGAAGCGGGAGGCGAGACGCCUCUUGGUCCGGCGAUGAUGGGAGGCGGGACGGAGCAGCCCGUCACGGGCGAAGCGAUCGCUGAAGCGUUUGCGCGGAACCAGGGAAGGAGCGGGAGUAGGAGGAUGAGCAUGGUCUCGCUGCAGUCGACGGCGGAUAUCGCUUCGCCUGCGGGCGGAGCGUUUCCUGUCCGAAGGGAGGUGUUUGCGACGAAGCCGAGGCUGAGACCGUCGGGUGAGGGAUUGCAGUCGACGAGGGAGGAGCCGGCAACGGCCAAGGACGAGGCGAAGAGCGAUAGAGAGGCGGAGCAGAAGGGAUUGGGUAUCUCGUAG